GGGUUGCGUAGGUGUUUUCAGCCGCGGAUGGUCCGAUUGUGCGACCUCGGAGCCGAAGCUGUGCUUUGCGGAAGACCGGGUGUAACAUGUACAUACCUAGGUAUAUAUAUUGAUUCUUAGACUCUCAGACCCUUCCCUGACUUGGCUGUCUUGUUUGAUGUAUCUCAGCGGGCCUCAUCGACGUUCCAGAAGAAAGUUGCAGAGACAGCGGAAUUCGAGCUGCCAAUAACCCUAGCUCAUAGAAUUCAACCCCUUGUCCAUCUUUACUCCGUCGUCUUUUUCGGCCACCCUACCCUCACCUGCUCACCAUCACCGUCCUUACCCUACUCCAACCAGAUAUCGGCACCAGUUGCCGCCCAAUUAACCGCCAUGGCUACGCUCGACGCACAACCCCAAAGCUCCCCAGCUCUAGCAGUCCAAGACGAGAAACACGAAAACGUCGACACAACAACAGACACCGAGUCGGCCCUCCCUCCGAACCCUCCCGACGCGAACCCGGCCUUCUCCCCGGCCCCGGACGGCGGCGCCCGCGCGUGGCUCGUCGUCGCGGGAGCGGGCUGCAUCUUCUUCAGCUGCCUCGGCUUCAUGAACUCGUUCGGCGUGUUCCAGGAGUACUACCUGUCGCACCAGCUGGCGGACGAGCCGCCGGACAACAUCGCGUGGAUCGGGUCCCUGACGUCCUUCAUCCAGUUCGCGGGCGGCGCGCUGGCGGGGCCGCUCUUCGACCGCUACGGCGUGUGGGUGCUGCGCCCCGGCGCCGUGCUCUACGUCUUCGCGCUCAUGAUGACCAGCAUCUGCAAGGAGUACUGGCAGUUCAUGCUCGCGCAGGGCGUGCUGGCCGGGUUUGCCAUGAGCCUGGUGCAGGUCCCGGCCUUUGCGGCCGUCGCGCAGUACUUCGAUAAGAAGAGGGCGGCCGCGCUAGGCAUUGUGGCCUCCGGGUCGUCGAUCGGCGGCGUCAUCUUCCCGAUCGCGCUGUCCAAGAUGUUCAAUGGCUCGACGCUCGGGUUUGGGUGGAGCGUGAGGGUCAUGGCGUUCGUUGUCGUGCCGCUUCUGACGUUCAGUGCCUUCACCGUGGCGCCGAGGCUGCCGCCGAGGAAGACAAACUUCUUCAUCGCGGCUGCGUUCAAGGAUGUCAGGUUCAUGUUGGUCAUUGCGUCGGCCUUCUGCUGCUUCAUCGGCAUGUUCACGCCGCUCUUUUUCAUCCCGACGUAUGCGGUGACCCGCGGCAUCGAGCCCACGUUCGCGUCGUAUCUUCUGGCCAUCGUCAACGCGGCGUCGACCUUCGGGCGGAUCAUCCCGGGCAUUUUGGCCGACCGGUUCGGGAAGCUGAAUGUGUUUGGCAUCGGAGGUAUCUUCACGGGCGUGAUCGUGAUGUGCCUCACCACCGCCACGAGCACGGCGGGGCUGGUCGUGUACUCGAUCGCGUUCGGCUUUGCGUCGGGCACCAUCAUCUCCGGGGUGUCAUCGGCGCUUUCGAUCUGCACCGAUGAGCCCCGCAACCUAGGAACAUACAUAGGCAUGGGCAUGGCGCUGGCCGCUUCCGCCUCCUUGGUCGGGCCGCCUGUGGAUGGCGUCAUGUUGAAAACAUACGGCGGGUUUCUUGAGGCGACGCUUUUCAGUGGUGUUGUCUGUCUCUUCGGCGGCGCCCUGGCAAUUGCCACGAAGGCCACGACACCGAAGGGCCUCUUUGGCAGAGUUUAAGGUAUCAUGAGACACAGUUGGGCAUCCAUGUAUGUGCUGGAUAUGUGAUUUAAGAGGCGUGUAUAUGAAGGAGUUUGCGCUUGGGGGGGGGUAUAGAGUAUAGACAAAUGUUAGAUAUAAGGACACACUAAGAUACUUCCGAUAUACUUACCUAAUCAGACACUCUCUGCUCUUCAUACCUGCCCCGAGUGCCGGUUCCUGGAGAUGAAAUGAGCACCAGACAAUCAAAUCAGGUCGCUCACAGAAAUAGAGCGACCUUGUGGUGGAAUACGAGGCAGGUUCGGGUAUCGAUUUGACUGCUUUGUGCUAAGUUCCGGUCUUAAACGGAAAGCGAAUAUUGCCAAACAUACCUCCCGCGAAG
Chaetomium strumarium is the source of this 2062-nucleotide messenger RNA. RefSeq names its product major facilitator superfamily domain-containing protein. Gene Ontology annotation, biological process: transmembrane transport. Lineage: Eukaryota; Fungi; Ascomycota; Sordariomycetes; Sordariales; Chaetomiaceae. Gene Ontology annotation, molecular function: transmembrane transporter activity. Gene Ontology annotation, cellular component: membrane. The record is from RefSeq and is a predicted model, not a curated record. Bases 370 to 1701 code for a protein of 443 amino acids. The transcript has a single exon.